This is a messenger RNA of Neurospora tetraspora, 4353 nucleotides long. RefSeq lists its product as uncharacterized. The coding region runs from base 1 to 4353 and encodes 1450 amino acids. Gene Ontology annotation, cellular component: chromatin; nucleus. Gene Ontology annotation, biological process: chromatin remodeling; regulation of gene expression. The transcript is spliced from 3 exons. Lineage: Eukaryota; Fungi; Ascomycota; Sordariomycetes; Sordariales; Sordariaceae. Gene Ontology annotation, molecular function: histone H3K36 demethylase activity; protein binding; histone H3K9 demethylase activity. The record is from RefSeq and is a predicted model, not a curated record.
AUGGACGGCCAGGGUCUACCACCACGGGGAAACGUCGACUCGAUCUGUGAUGACUUGGCCCGGAUAAGUCAUGACCUGCGCCGCUACCUCGACGAAGGAGAAACCCCGAUCAGAAAAGUCAAACCGCCCGAUGUUAAAGCGGCCCGAGAUCUAUUUGAACAGAUCAUAGCUCGUAUCGGUUAUGUGUCAACCAAGGUGGCUGAGUUGCCGUUCCCAUCCUCAGACAUCCCUCCAGAGCCAUUGGCCAAUGGUCCUCACACUCCCAUAUCCAACGUCGACGUCUCAUCCAUUGUCCACCAUCAACAACAGUUUGUUCCCGCCGAGAGUGUUGAACCGAAUCAACCGCCGCAACAGGUGCAGCUAGAGCAAGAACCAGUACAACAACAAGACCAACUACAAGAGCGCCUACAAGGCCAACAACGAGACCAUCCACAAGGACAGCAAGAAAUUCAGCAUGAAGUCCAGCUACAACCCGAGCUACAGCCCCAGCAACAUGACCAGCAACAUGACCAGCAACAUGACCAGCAACAUGACCAGCAACAUGACCAGCAACAUGACCAGCAACAUGACCAGCAACAUGACCAGCAACAUGACCAGCAACAUGACCAGCAACAAGUCCAACAGCAAGACCAGUUACAAGGCCAGCAAGAAAUCCAGCUACAACCACAACAACCAGUACAACAACAGCAUGAUCAGCAACAAGCCCAGCUACAGAGCCAGCAAAAAGUUCAGCUACAACACCAACAACAAGACCAGCGACAUGGCCAGCAACAAGUUCAACAAGACCAGCAAAACCGGCUACAAUACCAGCAACGAGAGCACCGGCACACAGAAGCUGUCCCAGAAGCUGUCCCGAAUGCGGGAGCUGGCGCAGUCACUAGAGAAGAGAGCUCACAGCCGGAACCGCCAACCCAGGACGAGAUACACGCCGUUGUAACGGCCCCUCGAGUCAUUUUACCAGCCCCAGCUACAAACAGGAUCCCUACACACUCGUCAACAAGUUGCGGCACUAGUCAUAAUGUAGAAGUACGGCCUGGAGAGCCAGCUCAGCUUCCGCCUCCCAAGCUGCUUCUCGUUCCCAAGGACAGCGCCCCUCUCUUCGACUGCACUUACCAGGACGUCCAUGUCCUCAACGAGGAGCUGUUUGAGCAAUGCUCGCUUCAUCCUGAUGUCCAGGACAGAGGCUAUUUCAAACUUCAGGUCAGAGACCUUCCACCUCUCCAAGUUGGUAAAAUGGGCAGACCGGAUCAGAACCAUGCGACAUCUUUUGUCUACAAGAAGGACAAUCUAGGCCUCGUCAAGGUUGACACCGGGAAGAAACCGAGAAUCAGGUGGCCCAAGUUUCCUCUCCCUCCGACCGAGAAGCAAAAUUGGUCGUUGAAAGAGCAAAAGCAUCUGUGGAACUCUACGGCCGCACACCCGCCUAAUGGAGCCCGACCGUACAUUAUCGGCAACCCGCUAUUUGAUGAUGUCGAGCUGUCACCGGGAGAUAAGCUGAGACGCAGAGGCCCGACAGUCCUAGAAGGCAUCAACACCCAGUAUAUCUACUUCAACCUUACCGGCAAGACAAUCACGGUCAUGCAUCGAGAAGAUGCCCACGUUCGGUCGGAGAACUUGUUACGCGCCGGUGAAAAUAAGUUUUGGUGCUUUGUGAAGCCGGGUUCUGCUGCAAAGCUGGAAGAACGGAUGCGCCACGACUUUCCUGAAAUGCGCGGCUGUUCGCAAGCCCUCCGUCACCUAAGCCGCCAUAUUCCUCCCGCCAAGUUGGACGAAUGGGGGGUUGAGUAUACACUUGACUAUUGCGUUCCUGGCCAGGCCGUGGUUACUGAGCCGGGUACAUACCAUCAAGUUCUCAAUCUUGGCCCAAAUUAUGCAAUAGCGAUCAAUGUCGAAUACGAAUCAUCACCCGACGAUCCGCCCAAUUACACAUUCUGCGACGAAGCCUGCCCCGAUCAGUUUGCAAUCUCCGCCGAAGACUUUCGCAUAAAUCCAGAUGCGACGGCUAUGGACAAAAUGGCACUCCCAGCCAAGACGAAGCCCAUGACAAUGAUGGCACAGCCUAAGCAACCGGGGGCCGUUUCCCCGGGGCGCCAUUUGUUAAAUGAUGGCAUACCAUCGGGUUCUGCGCCGGCAACCGAUCAGCAACGUGAACAACAACACCCAGUCUCGGGACCUCCGCAGCAAAAACCCGAAGACGUCAAUAGUUAUCACUCUCAACAGCCAAAGUCAGCAGUACCACCUUCAAAACCAAGCACGGUUUCUACCACGGUCCAUGAACCGCCAGGUUCGGGCAUAUCUGAAGCCAAUCCGUCUGUCUUUGACUCCGGACGGGCUGAUCGUGGCCCAAUGCAGGUCGUUUCCGAACCGCAACAGGUUAUUACAGAACCAGAGGCAUCUCUAGGAGUACAACAGGCAGCUCCGGAAGUGCAGCAGGUUAUUACAGAGCCAGAGGCAACUCCAGAGCAAGAGGAGAUUGAUCUUCUACCAAUACAACCUCUUUCACAAACUGCCAUGUUUUUACAACAGCAAGAACAGGCCGGCAUGGUUCGAUCUGAGCCAGGGAUUCUGAAUCCCUCUCAGGCUCAGGCUUUGGGUCAUUCUGUUGACCACUACCAAGAGCAUCCGAGAGUACAGGCCACCUUCCCCCUGUUGCAGCAAUCGACAGCACCUCCUCUUGUGGCAACUGGACCUACGCCGCUGUUUAAGAUACCAGAUAUCCGGUUUGUAGGACCGCCUGUUCUCCAACCAUUCGACGGAGCUAUUCAGGCAUUUGACCGGGAUUUUCAGACGCAUACGUUCAGUGCUCAGCAGCCUUCAUACGGAAUCUUACAGCCUCCACCUGCACUGAAGCAGAGUAACUUUCCUGUCCAAAUCAUCGGAUCUUACGUUCAUCAAACUUCUUCGGAGAGUCCAUCAAUUUGGAAUAAUGUAGCGGCCUCCGGAGUUGGACUUAAGAGACCUGCAGAGAUAUCAAUGCAGUCAUCAGUCAAGAGAACGAAGCCGGACAACGAAGCAACUUCUUUCGGGCACCUUGCCGAUCUGCUUAGAACAGCCAAGAGCCCCCCUGUUGAACAGGUAUGGAGUAAAGCAGCCUUUUUGAGGUUGGCUGGCCUGAUCAGGGAUUGGAGGGAGUACUCUAGAUCGGUAUCCAUCCCCGGAGGCGGCUUCGACCUCCUUGAUCAUAUUGACGACGCAGAACAGAUCAGCCAGGAGCUACAUGUCUUCCUCCGUCGGUUUUUUAAGAUGAAGCUCUCGCAAUGUAUUGAAACCUCAGCUCAGGCUAACGGUCCAAAGGACGUCUCCGAUCGCCCUGUAUCAUCUCAUAUUGAUUGGGGUGAGCUUUUCCGUAAGCUCAACUGGGACGUAGCUGGUAGGAACCAGCUCAACGACUACGUUCGUGAAGGAAAAUGUUGGCGGACCAUUUGUGGGAAGUAUGAUGGGCUCCUGUGCCUUUUGCCCUCAGACAAUAGGUUCUUGGAACUGGCAAUGUUCAAGGACCAGCUUGCUCACUUCCAUGCUCAGCUCAGCACCAAUGCCGUCCGAAGGAUGUGCGCUAUGGGCCAAAUACUAGAGAAGUCCAUCUGGGAGUACUUGGAACUGCCAGAAUUUGCCUGGGAAUCUGUGGAUACAUCGGAGUUGUCUCUUGAUGAGAUUUCCCCGCUUCUGUCCCAGUUCAAACUCAUCAAGGCGAAUCAUUAUGACCGUCUCAAGUACAACUGGGGGAUACAGCCGCCACCGCUCGGUUGGACUGACCCGUGGCCAUCGGAUCCUAUGUCUGUAUCAAAGUCAGACAAGAAGGCCUGCAGCCUCUGCAAUAGCAGCAAACGGAUGACGACAGAGAAGUCAUCUUGCAAGUGUCUGGUGAAAAGGCUCCCACAUAUCCCGCGCAUAACUGAAGACGGAUCCAGAGGUGCAGGUGUACGUGCGGUUGGUUCCUUCAAGGCGGAUGAGUUUCUCGGCGAGCUCGUCGGCGAGUUGCGGCCACCACACACGACAGGCGCUCCUUACAACUCCAAUCAUCAUUACUCAAACAUACCCAACGGCCAUGCUCAAUUGAACAAUCACGACAGCAACAGAAACAAUUACGAGUGGACGAUGGAGGUCCGCCGCCCUGAUCUUCACGACCAGCUGGUGGCAGAGUUAUAUCCUCAGCAGAUGGGAAACUGGGUUCGCAAGGUUCGUCAUGAUGGCGUCAACCCGUCGGCGGUUUUCAAGGUGAUGAAGAUCACUGGGAAGUGGAGGGUGAUGCUGGUGGCCCUGAGAGACAUACGCGAUGGCGAGGAAAUCACGGCAAAGUACGGGCGAGGGUAUCGGAAGGAACAACCCUAUGAGGUUGUCGAGGGUUUGCACUGA